This is a messenger RNA of Botrytis byssoidea, 354 nucleotides long. RefSeq lists its product as uncharacterized. The transcript is spliced from 2 exons. The record is from RefSeq and is a predicted model, not a curated record. Lineage: Eukaryota; Fungi; Ascomycota; Leotiomycetes; Helotiales; Sclerotiniaceae. The coding region runs from base 1 to 354 and encodes 117 amino acids.
AUGUACACACACCCUCAUUUCCACAGCAGCACCCACGAGGUUCUUUGUAUAUUUUCCGGAAGUGCAAGAUUAUGUUUCAGCACCCCAACUCACACCCCCUCCUCCAAGAUCCAAGCUACCGUAAAAUUCGGCGACGUCAUAAUAAUCCCCGCUGGUAUAUCUCACCACCUCCUCGAGGACCUCACCGGUGAUUUCCAAAUGAUCGGUUCUUAUCCCAAAGGUAAAACAUGGGAUAUGUGCUACGGGGAUGGAAGUUCUGGAGAAGAGGAGAAGAUUCGGGGAAUUGCUGAUUUGGAAUGGUUUGAUCGGGAUCCCUUGUAUGGAGAUCAGGGGCCCGUUUUAGAGGAGAGUUGA